AUGUUCCUUCAAGAUAUCAAUCGAAUUUAUGAAACAAUCUACCCUCCAUCCUUCCAGCCCAGAUACGCUUCGUGGUGGAUAGCCCAGGAGAACAUUGAUUACGCAGGUGACACUAUUCAGGACGAAUACAUUGACUUUAGGCUACUGGUUCUUCGAGUCUGUCUUCUCAGCAUCCAAUCCCUCUCGCAUGCGAAGCUCCCAACUACAGGGAUUUUGUCACGUCCCGAGGCUAUGGAACAGUUGUAUUCGUCUCUGGCGGACAAACUCGAAAAAUUUCGGUCACCGGAGAAAAUGCCUUCGAUAGAGACCGUUCAACAUAAGAUUUUGCAUGUGGGUUAUCUCAAAAAUUACGGGAAGAUUAGGGAAAGCUGGUCUGUUCUAAACACGGCUGUCAAGGAUGCGCAUGAGAUGGGGUUGUAUCUUAAAGAUCCGGGGAUUCCUAUCAGCGAGUUGGAUAUGGAACUACGAAGGCGAACCUUUUGGAACUUAUACGUCUGGGAUAGGUUCAUGUGCACAUUCUUCGGUUACUGGCCCCUGAUCCCAGAAGGAUACUUCGACAUAGAGCCUCCGUACGACAACCUCCAGGCUCUCACAACAAGCCCUUACGUUCUCACUCCGUUUACCGACCGAGUCUUUCAUAUCAAAUUGGCCCGAUAUUUGACAGCGUUCAUGAGCCCGCCAUCUUGGAAACGCGACCAGCAAGACCCAGCAGUCGUGUCGAUAUUCGCACAGUGCUUCCAUCAAGUCAUCGUCGACCAAUUACCUCCUCCAUUUUCUCUCGAGAGUCCCGAUAAUUCCUGGGAUGCUGUGGAAUCUGCGCUUAUUCUGAAGAGAGAGAUUCUCAGUCUUUUCAUCUACACCACCAGGGCGUCGCUAUAUAGAUCUUUCAUGGACCCUUGCAAGACCCUCCACCGGGUCCAGGGUGUACGAUCAAAGCACGGACCUGAUCUUCUCGCGCUUUCUCACCGCCGGGCUCUGAUGGAUACGACAUGCAAGAUGCUUUCAUGUAUUACCCGACUAUACGCGUUCACAGGAAGCGAAGGAUUAUCUGCCGAGAGGUUGCUCUUGCUGCCAAUUUGUCUCGUUGACACCUUGGCCAGUCUCGUUGUUUGUCUACUGUCCAUCCAGGCAGAUGAGAGGAGGCUUUCGAUGGAAGGAAUACAGACCAUCACAGACUCGGACCUGCAACGUAGCUACCAAGCUUUCUUCGAUGGUUUCGGUCUCCUCUAUCGGCAGGCUCCACAUUAUAGCUUCGCCAAAAGAGGCGUCAGUGUUCUAGAGGGUCUACAUGGGAUCCUACGCGGCGGUCUGAAUGGAACUGAUCUGUUCGAGGAUAGUCUUACUGGCACAGCUAUGACGGGAUCCUUCUCGAGUGGUCAAACGCACCCGACAGGAUAUUUCCAACUUGAACAGGCGCUCAUGUCUUUACAUGCCAAUGGUGGUGGUAGUGGUGGUGAGAUUCAGGGUUGCACCUCUUUGGCACUUCCCGAAUGGUUGCCAUCAUUUCUGGAGUCGCCGACUCGAAGCUGGUUGUUCUAUGGCCAGGCUAUUUUGGGGGGUGUCUUGGCUUAA
Messenger RNA from Penicillium cinerascens, 1572 nucleotides. Its product is annotated as fungal specific transcription factor domain-containing protein. The transcript is spliced from 2 exons. Gene Ontology annotation, molecular function: zinc ion binding; DNA binding. Lineage: Eukaryota; Fungi; Ascomycota; Eurotiomycetes; Eurotiales; Aspergillaceae. The record is from RefSeq and is a predicted model, not a curated record. The coding region runs from base 1 to 1572 and encodes 523 amino acids. Gene Ontology annotation, biological process: DNA-templated transcription. Gene Ontology annotation, cellular component: nucleus.